AUGCAGACCCGAGAGGAGCAGGUGACCUGGGCUACCUUCAGGACGAGGUUCCUGGAGAAAUAUUUCCCGGACAAUGCGAGGCAUGAGCGGGAAGUAGAGUUCCUCACGUUGCAGCAGGGAACCAUGACUAUGGAGGCAUACAUUGAGAGAAUCAAAGAGUUCCCGGUUUUGGUCGAGCAGGCCAAAAUAGUUGAGCAGCUGGAGAUGGGGCCCAACAGAGCAGCACGGUCACAGAAGGCUGUGACAGACACUCGUCAACAGAAGAAGCCUUAUCGUAGGCCACCGACUACCUCCAGGAGGCUACAGUGCUAUAACUGUGGCGGAGAGCACUUGAGGAGAGACUGUACUAGACCUGCCAGCAGUACAGGUGGAGGUAGUGGCACUGUGUUGUUUGACUCGGGAGCCACUCAUUCAUUUUUGUCUAAUGAAUGUGUGAGGAGGCUUGGACUUACGAUGCAAGAGUUGGGGUGCGAGCUUUUAGUCACGACGCCAGCGUCUGGAGACGUAUCCACCACUUCUAUGUGCGUGGGGUGCCCUAUGGAGGUGGCAGGCCGCAGGUUCACGCUGAAUCAUAUUUGCCUGCCGAUGGAGGGUCUGGAAAUGAUACUGGCAGUGAGAGAAAUUGAGGCUGGGGCUACAUGUUAUAUGAUAGUGGCUCAUGCGGAGAAGAUGAGCACGACCGAGAAGAUCAGCAGGAUUCCGGUAGUGGAUGAAUACGCAGACGUAUUUCCGGAUGAGAUUCCAGAGUUGCCGCCUAGUAGGGAUGUGGAUUUCUCCAUUAUCUCAUCCCUGGCGCUGGGCCAGUUUCUAUGGCAUCGUACAGAAUGGCGCCUGCUGCGUUAG
Messenger RNA from Vigna unguiculata (cowpea), 843 nucleotides. The record is from RefSeq and is a predicted model, not a curated record. NCBI's taxonomy places the organism in Eukaryota, Viridiplantae, Streptophyta, Magnoliopsida, Fabales, Fabaceae.